AUUUGAUAACUGUCUCGUCUUCCUUCGAUAAUUUAUCCAUCGACUUCAAAUUGGAAAAAUUGCUUUGUUCAACAUUAAAAGCCCUCAUUAAUGGCUUCUCCCAACCGCGGCUUAUUCACCACCACAAGCCUCUGCCGAUGCCAUUCUCAAAUCUUCUAUAAAAUGUGAAAGUCCUCGUCCGACUCCGAAUCGUUCACUCCGGCCGCGCAAUUUCAUCUUUCUGAUCUCCAUUUCCGAAACCUCUCUCUGUCUCCGUCUCGGCGGUGGAAUCGAUGGACGGCGCCUCCGAUAGCCUAAUUUCCGGUGUGAAAUUUUCGUCAGUGGUUCCGGCGAAGGCGAGCGGCGAGAACAAGGUCCAGGAACUGACGGCAAUGGAUCUCGUGAUGAAGCUUCAUUACAUUAGAGGCGUCUAUUUCUUCAGGCCAAGCGAGGAAAUAAGGAAUUUGACGAUUUACGAUCUUAAGAAACCUAUGUUCCCGCUGCUGGAACUUUAUUUCGUCGUCUCCGGGAGGAUUCGGCGGAGGAUCGAAGCCGGCGGCAAUCGGCCGUUCAUCAAGUGCAACGAUAGUGGAGUGAGGAUCGUGGAAGCCGAUUGCCAGAAAAGUAUCGACGAGUGGCUGUCGAUGGAAGAUGAGAAGUACUCGCAUCGCGAUCACGGCCUGGUUCACAGUCGAGCGCUCGGUCCCGAUCUCGGAUUUUCCCCUUUGGUGUUCAUCCAGCUGACUCGGUUCAAGUGCGGCGGACUCGCCGUGGGACUCAGUUGGGCUCACGUCCUCGGAGACAUAUUCUCGGCCUCCGCCUUCAUCAACGUCUGGGGUCACAUCAUGAACAACCGCCGCCCGGUAUGCCAGCUCCGCACCCACACGCCCACCAUCUGCCGGCCGUCCGGUUCAACCACUCAGACUCGGUCUCCGGUUAAGCGGCUCGACCAGACUGGCGAUCUCUGGAUCGGCUCCAGCGACUGCAAAAUGGCGACGCGGUCGUUUCGAAUCAUGGAGGAGCAGCUGGAGCGAAUCUUGAGCAUCGUCCGCCGAAAUCGAGCAGUCGCCUUCUCGAAUUUCGAAGCUCUUGCUGCGAUUUUCUGGAAAUCUCUGUCCAAAAUACGGCCGGACUCGGAUCUGAAGACGAUCUCGAUCUAUUCGACGAAAUGCCCCAACAGAGAAGGCGAGAUCCCGAUGAACGGAAUGGUGAUGAGCGCCGUCAAAGCCGAUGCGCCGGUCACCGGAGCCGAGGAAGGUGCGUUGGCGGAGCUGAUUCUGGAGAAGAGGAUUGACGAGGGCGGAGAAAUCGAGGAGCUGGUGGAGAAAGAAAUGGAGGAAUCGGACUUCAUAGCGUAUGGAGGAAGAUUAACGUUCGUCGAUUUGGAGGAAGCGAACAUCUACGGCUUGGAAUUGGGAGGACAGAAGCCAGUUCAUGCGAAUUAUGAAAUUGGGGGAGUUGGCGACGACGGCGUCGUUUUGGUGCUUCCAGGGCCACCGCGUGAUGGCGGAGGAUACGGCGGUGGCCGUAAUGUGACGGUGAUCAUUCCGGAGAAACAGCUACCGGCCCUGAUCGAUGAGCUGCAGAAGCAAUGGGCGAUUAUUUGAAAUUGUGGCCGCUCUGUGAAGAGAUUGGUCCAAAUCCACUGGGAGACGGUCCACGGCCAGAGCUGAUGAAGGUGACAUGACAAUAGAACCAUACUAGGAAAUACAUAUUUUUUGAAAAUAAUUAAAUUCCUUUCACUU
Molecule: messenger RNA, 1724 nt
Organism: Momordica charantia (bitter melon)
Lineage: Eukaryota; Viridiplantae; Streptophyta; Magnoliopsida; Cucurbitales; Cucurbitaceae
Gene: CER2
Product: HXXXD-type acyl-transferase family protein
Molecular function (GO): acyltransferase activity, transferring groups other than amino-acyl groups
Source: RefSeq, a predicted model, not a curated record